AUGGUAGAUCUUACUUCUGAUGAUGAGAAUGAAGAGUUACAUUCCAUUCAAGACCCUUUUAAAGGUGUAUCGACAGAGUACUUGGAUCAUGUGGAGCUUCCAGAUUUGAAAGAGCCUCCUUCAAUAUACAAGGAUCUAUUUGCAAAUUCUAAUGAAAACAGCAAGUACUUUUUAAAAAGUGGUUUGGUACCUGCACCUGGAAAAGAUCCAAAGUUCUCUCAGCUUUAUAUUUAUGAUACUGAUAAUGAAGUUUCAAAUCAAAAAAAGUUGUUCAGUGACUCUACAAAUAAGUCUGAUUCGCAUUUAAAGCAGAUAGAUAUUCAGCUCAUUAAGUUUAUAAAAGACUUCCUGGAUCAUAAUAAUGAGUUGGUUAAAAGUUAUAGAAUGGCAAGAAACCACUUCAAUGACAAUCCUAAUGAAAACUUCAAGCUUCGUCUCAUUUACAAAAGAGAUCUUGAUGGUCGUACUUACAACUUGCCCUCAACUUCAGAAGUUGCUGCAUUGAUUGUUGGCGAUCUCCAACGAAUAAUUGAUCAUCGUGAUAUUGUUCUUGAGUCGCACACUGAAGGUCUUCAACGAAUUACUGAACUCCAUCCAUCAUAUCUAGCCCUUCAGUAUCCAAUCCUUUUUCCCAAUGGUGAUGACGGAUAUAGAAUAGACAUUCCACAUAGGGACGGUAUACGUGCGUUAAAAAAAAUUUGA
Helianthus annuus (common sunflower) is the source of this 702-nucleotide messenger RNA. RefSeq lists its product as uncharacterized. NCBI's taxonomy places the organism in Eukaryota, Viridiplantae, Streptophyta, Magnoliopsida, Asterales, Asteraceae. The record is from RefSeq and is a predicted model, not a curated record. The transcript has 5 exons. Bases 1 to 702 code for a protein of 233 amino acids.